AAUCUGGCAGCCCCGCUAUUGUAGUCCAAGGUGGAGCAGACCCUGGUUGCUUGCACUAGCUGGUAGUAACUAGCAGAGAAUUGCAGCAUGGGCCGACUUGUCGAUCCACCUUCCCUUCGGACAUUCCCAGUCUCCUCCAGACUUCCAUUCACUGUUCUGCUCGCUCCAGUUCUGUCCAGGCUGGUCCAGUCAAGACCAGCCCACCAUAUCCCUCAACCCUUACCGAUAACAGCGAACCCAAUACCGAGGCAGUCUCGAUUCCCAGGCCAGCCAUCGCAUCCUCUGGUUUACUUCCACUUCAAGCCUUCCACCAUGCAUCCCUCCACCGGAAUGUCGCCACCCAAGCGGACCACCCCGCUAGUGAGUCUCUCCGCACUCCCUCCAUCCCCGAGCCCAACUAACAGCAACUAGCACCAUCCAGGGUCACAUCACUACUGCAUCUGCACCCUAUCCUCCGUCGUGCCACUCCCUCCGCAUCCCACACCGUCCGCACCAG
Aspergillus heteromorphus CBS 117.55 is the source of this 496-nucleotide messenger RNA. RefSeq lists its product as uncharacterized. The record is from RefSeq and is a predicted model, not a curated record. The transcript has a single exon. NCBI's taxonomy places the organism in Eukaryota, Fungi, Ascomycota, Eurotiomycetes, Eurotiales, Aspergillaceae. Bases 88 to 411 code for a protein of 107 amino acids.